Messenger RNA from Acanthisitta chloris (rifleman), 738 nucleotides. It is a transcript of the gene MYOZ3, whose product is annotated as myozenin 3. The record is from RefSeq and is a predicted model, not a curated record. NCBI's taxonomy places the organism in Eukaryota, Metazoa, Chordata, Aves, Passeriformes, Acanthisittidae. The transcript has 6 exons. Gene Ontology annotation, molecular function: telethonin binding; actin binding; FATZ binding. Bases 1 to 738 code for a protein of 245 amino acids. Gene Ontology annotation, cellular component: actin cytoskeleton; Z disc.
AUGACCAUCAUGAAACCGGGCCCUGAAGACGAGCCCCAGCUGAACCUAGGCAAGAAGAUAAGCACAGCCCAGGACCUGAUGAUUGAGGAGCUCUCCCUGAAGAACAACCGUGGCUCCCAGCUCUUCCAGCAGCGCCAGAGGCGGAUGCAGCGCUUUGUCUUUGAGCAUCCCAGCAGCUCCAGGGAGCUCCCAGGGCCAGGUGGCUCACACUGCACUGAGAAAGGUGAUUCAGACAGAACAGCGAACGAACGAACGGCAGGGGAGAAUGCUGAGGGCCAGCAGAACUAUCACUCCGAGCUCCACGUGGCAGCAUCGCCCCACGGAGGACCUCCUGAAGUGCCCAAGAAGACAGAGAAAGUCUUACACAUGAGCAAAGUCUUGAACCCCAGUGCCCUGGCCCCAGGGUACUCGAGCCCCCUCAAAGAAAUCCCCCCGGAGAAAUUCAAUGUCACUGCCAUCCCCAGGGGUUACCAGUCCCCGUGGCAUGAGCUCUUCAGCGACAAGGUUGAUGCUGUGUAUGGCCAGAACCAGCCACCCAUGAGACCCCCUGCAUGGGACUUCAGGAGCUUCAACAGGACUCCGGCCCCGUUUGACAAGGCACUGGUUGGUGAGCUGUUCUCCAUGCCCACCAUAGACCUGGAUAACCUGAGCGUGCUGGACGUGAUUUCUCACAGGCCCAACUUCAACAGAGUGGCACAGGGCUGGGUGCGGAUCCUGCCGGAGAGCGAAGAGCUGUAG